AUGAAUCCUACCAUCAUCACAUUCUCUGUGCAGGAUGACAGCGGAUUGUUUCUGCCACAAGACAAUGACAAGGAGGAUAUUGGCCAUAAAAUUAGCAUAGAGCACGAGCCGCCCAUGACCAUCAGUAACCGAAACCAAAAGAGCCAAAAUCAAUCAGCACCGCUGCUAUUAUCACCCCAAUCCAUCCUAAACAAACCAGGAAAAACAAGCAGUUCUCCCAAUGUGCUCCUGCCACAAGCAGAUGCCAUCACCAAAGACAAUGAGCUGAGACGACCCAGUCUAGUUAAAUUCAGCAACAACACAAGCAAUAGUACCGUAUUCUACGACGCCGUGACAGAGCAGCAAGAAAAGCGCAAAAAGUCAAUUAGUGCCACACUGGCCAGCAGUCGUCGACCCUCGCUCAUAUCUCGCAUAUCAUCUGCCUAUACCAACAAAAUAGCAGAAAUUCCCUUUCAUGAGAUAGAUCCAUUUGAUCAGCAUUUACUGCAACAGGGCAUCGUGCUCUGUGCCAAUGUGCUCAGUGCGCAUCAAGAGAUUCGAAAGAAGGCGCUCAAGUGGAGCAAAUAUAGAGCCGUCAUUACGCAAUCAGGGUACUUGGAACUGUACCAUGUUUGUGUGCAUCAAGAACGAAAUCUGUUAAACAGCCUUGCUGCUGCUGCUGCUGCUGCUGCUGCUGAUAGCUGCAUUCACAGCCAUCUACCGCAAUACCGAAAGCCUCGAUUCAUCAUUGAUCUUCACCCGUCUGUAGACAACCUAUUGUUUCAAAAAAAAAAGCGCUUGUUUCGCAACAGAUAUCGUUGUUCAAUCUCUGCAGCAGAGCAAAAGGCACUGCUGGAUGGCACCUAUUUUCUUUUUCUCAUGUCACCUAUUGAUUUUUCAUGGUCAUUGAUCUCGGCUCGACAAAAGUUCUAUUUCCAAACAGCCUCUAUCAGUGAAUCGCAGCAGUGGUAUCAGUCUCUGUACGCUUGUCUGCCCAACAAAUCAAAGCGGCCAUUGCCGACGGUUGUUGAUCUCAAGGUGCCCGAAUUAUCCGUGUGUAUCAGACUGCCAUUAUCUGAAUUGAUGAAGCUGGAAGAAGAGAACAUUGAUCUAAAAAGGACACGAGACAGUGCUCUCGUAUUACUGCAUCGGUACGGGCAUCGGCCACCACAUUGGAAUAGACGAACAACUGGAUUGCAGUGGAGAUACAAACAGCAUGCUGAUUGGACUGUUCGACCUCAUUCAGAUAAGCAUGAUGAAGAGGAAGAAAGUGCAUUUACUGCCUUUUUAAUAGAGCCACGGCUUGUUGAAAAGACACACCAAUUGGAGCUGCGUUACUAUCAAGAAGAGGAGCAAAGCAUUGCAAAGCCGUGGGAGGGUUAUCUGAACCGUAUCACGAAAGCUGGCAGAUUCGUCUUGCAUUAUGCGCAAUCCCUGGACAACUUUUUGUUUCUGUUUGAAACGGAACAGAAGCAGCGGCUAUCAUCAUCACCAUAUCCAAACUGCUUGGCGCUGCUCUUGUCUAAAAAAGAGAAACUCAACAUCUCCCGUAAACAACACAUCCCUAUUGAAAGCAGUGAUUGA
Molecule: messenger RNA, 1563 nt
Organism: Mucor velutinosus
Lineage: Eukaryota; Fungi; Mucoromycota; Mucoromycetes; Mucorales; Mucoraceae
Exons: 4
Coding region: 1-1563 (520 amino acids)
Source: RefSeq, a predicted model, not a curated record